AAUUCCAGCACAAAGUUGAUUUUAGAGAGAAGAAGAGCACUGAUACCAGCAUCCAAUUUGAGCUCAAGACAGAGAUACAGUCAUGUUUGCAAUUCUUCUGAUUGUGUCAAUGUUUAGCCAAGGUCUUACAAUAGUGAGCUACGGCAACAAUUUCAUCACAGCAUUUCCAGAGAACAUAGCAUACUUUUACCCAAACACUUCAAGUAGUCUGAGAGUCACCGCCCUCCUUGAUGGCACUUCUGUCGACAUCUUCUACAACGGCGACAAAACACCAACGAAGACGAUAUCAAACAUGCAGAAAGGCCAAACCGCAGUUGUGGUGUUUCCAAAAUCUGCUGAAGUAUAUCAACUCGACUACUCCACUAAAUCUAUCCGAAUUAACAGUAACAAAUUCAUUGCAGUACAUUCUCUCACUAAUACAAUUAGCACACUUAACGAAAAAAGUUACCAGAGCAAUGUUGUUCAACCUAAUGAAAAUCUCGACACGCAUUAUUUGAUCCCUUCACUGAACUACACAAACCUUGUCACAACAUUCGGUUUAUCCCAGUCAGCUUUCUGGUCUAAAAGAUACGGCUUAUUCAAACUGGUGAUCAUCAAUGCUGAGGACACUGAAAACAGUAUCACGAUAGUCAAGAACAUAUUAGGCAGCAUUCAAUUAGUAAAGUUCACAAUCCCAUCAUACCAACUCAUCCAAUUGCAGGCCGAUGAUUCAAUGAUGAUGGUUAACUCGAGUCAUAAAAUAGCUGUGCUGCUGACUCACCCGUGUCUAGAUAAUACAGACUGUACAUGCAGCAUGAUAGUCAAUCAGAUUCUUCCUGUGAGAUUUCAGGGUCAGAACUUUGUGGUGCCCUCAAUUCCAGAUAUAAACCAGAGACAGUUAGUUAUGACAUCAAAUGACAAGACAAGCUCGCUAUCUCAAAACAGUAAUCAAUUAACUCCUAGUUCAUCAGGGUUCCUGUCACUUUCAGAUCUGAACAACCAGUAUGUAACCGCGUCGAGUAGCGUUUCCCUCAAACUAAUAAUUUCAGGAAAUUUCAUUGAAUUGAUUCCAGAAAACAUGUUUUCUGCCUGCUACCUGCUGCAGCAUUAUUCAACCUCCCGGAAAGCACUUGUGAUAGCUAAAACUAACGAAAAAGCUCAGGUGCAAGCAGGUUCAAACCCAAUUACAGGCACUGGCUGGACUUUGAUUCCUAACUCAGUAUACUCUUCAACUGAAGUGACUUUAACAGACCAAACAACCAUUAUCUGGCAUCCAAGCUCAAAGAUUGCUGUUUACAUACUAGAUGCUUUCUGGACAGGCCCAGCUAUACCAAUAAAUGAUAACCCAGAUCCAAAUGGCUGUACGACUCCUGGAGAUUUUGUAGUUGGAAAUCAACCUCUUAAAUGGACUGAGUCCCUGGAUUACUGCACAAACCAUUACAAUGAAUUUGCCUGUCCUACAGAUGAAGACCUCCAGAUGGAUUUAGCCAAUAGCGUUGAUACAACAGAUGCGGAGGGUUGGAUCGGUCUACGCCGUAGUCUAAUGACUAAAGCCUGGUACUGGCAGACGAGUACAACAUCAGCAUCAUCACCACCUGUGAAUUACGUUUACUGGGCCAAUGGGCAACCACAGAACAACACGAUGGGAUUUUGUGCUUCAUUGUCACUGGAUGGUAAAGAUGAUUUCAAAUGGAAAAGUGCAAGCUGCUGUGAGGAAAAGCUUCCUGUUUGCUACAAACGCCCAAUAAUAUUUGUUCCUAUAUUUCCUCUAAUGGAGACAUAAAUUACUAUACAGUGUAUAUUUAAAGCACCACAAAUAUAUCACAUAUAUAUUUUUAACAACCACCUGUUGUCUUUACUGGUACCAGUCAUUGUAGUUUUUUGAUGGGAGAUCAGGAAAAUCAUGAAAAAUACAUUUGUAAUGCAUGUACUAAGACAUGUAAUGUCUGUGGGCUUCAAAUUAUGUUUAAAUUAGCAUCAAGACAUAAAACAUUAGUAUGAAAUGUAAGCAGGUUUUUGAAAUGUACUCAAAUCCAUUUCGAAGUUGUAGAGUACCUUUUCAAAACAAUUUGCCUAAAAGUAAAUAUCUAAGGCCUGAUCUGGACUCAUAUUUAUUCAAACUAAAUAGCAUUAAUACUGUAAGUUGUGUAUUAUGAUCACACCAUAGCAUAAGUGAUCGUCCCACUGAAGGCUUUAAUUAUGUUAAAGCACAAUUCUGUAAAGCUGCCUUAAAAGAGUAAGCUGUAUACUGU
Molecule: messenger RNA, 2231 nt
Organism: Misgurnus anguillicaudatus (oriental weatherfish)
Lineage: Eukaryota; Metazoa; Chordata; Actinopteri; Cypriniformes; Cobitidae
Source: RefSeq, a predicted model, not a curated record